AUGGAGAGGCGCGAUGUCAGAGACAAGAAGAGAAUAGCUAUUAUAGGCGCAGGAAGUAGUGGACUGACCGCUAUCAAGUGUUGCCUGGAUGAAGGUCUGCUGCCGGUCUGUCUCGAGAAAGGUUCAGACAUCGGAGGUUUGUGGAGGUUCUCGCCCGAUGUGGUCGAUGCUACCGCGAGCAUCUACAACAGUCUGGUGAUCAACACUAGCAAGUUCAUGAUGAUGUUCAGCGAUUUCCCGCCUCCCGACUGCUUCCCGCCAUUUCUGACUCACGAGAAUGUCUUCGAGUACUUUCGUCUGUACGCGAAGCACUUUCACCUGCUCCCUCACAUUAUGUUUCACACGCAGGUGUGCCACGUGACCAAGUCCAGCGACUAUGACAGUACAGGACAGUGGGACGUCACCUUUAGGAGACAGGUGACAGCACACGACUGCUGUCAACACCUGCAGGAUGUCGUCUCUGAAAGAUUUGAUGGUGUCAUGAUCUGCACCGGUCACCAUUCUGUGCCGCAUAUCCCUCAUAUCCCGGGUUUGGACACCUUUCAGGGGACAGUUCUGCAUUCACAUGCCUACAAGGAUGCAAGUCCUUUCCAUGGAAAGCGAGUGGUCAUCUUGGGAUUUGGCAACUCGGCCGUGGAUAUCGCCUGUGACCUGGCCAAGUCUGCACAGCAGGUGUAUCUCAGUUCUCGACGGGGUGCCUGGAUAGUUCCCAGGACGGCGUUCUGGGGCCUGCCUGCGGACAUGCUGGCCAACAGUCGUCUGGUGUUCACGAUGCCCUACAGGCUGCUGGACUGGUGUGUCCAGCUGCAGGCCAACUUUAGGAUUGACCACGCCACCUACGGAAUAAAGCCUGCACACGGUGUUCUCAACUGCCACCCUACCAUCAACGACGAGCUACCUGUCCAUCUGGUCAGCGGUCGGGUACAGACGAGAGCCAAUAUCCUGUGUGUGGACACUAACAGUGUCCAGUUCGACGACCUCACGGUAUGCCCUUGUGAUGUCAUCAUUUUAGCCACGGGAUACGAGUACAGAGUGGACGUUGUGGACGAGCAGGUGUUCAAGGUGGACAACAACAGAAGUAGGCUGUAUAAGUAUAUGUUCCCACCACAUCUGAGCAAACCCACCUUGGCAAUCAUUGGGCUCGUACAGUCCAUUGGGGCCUCCAUGCCCAUUUCGGAGAUGCAGAGUCGCUGGUUCGCCAGAAUUAUGACAGGAGCCGCGAAGUUACCCAGUCAGCAAGAGAUGAUAGAUGACAUCAACAUGAAGGAGGCAGCCAUGUCCGACCUGUACGUGCGCUCUAGGAGACACACGCUGCAGACUUUCUGGAUCGACUACAUGGACCAAGUGGCAGCUCACAUAGGGGUCCGGCCUUGUUUGUGGAAGCUAAUGUGUUUAGAUCCGGAGUUGGCACUCAAGUGCUACUUGGGACCAUGUCUGCCUGCCCAGUACCGACUUAUGGGACCUGGCUCUUGGACAGGCGCGAGGCAGUUCAUCGUCAGCGCUCUCAGCAGAGUCACCAAGUUCAAACCACUCGACAAAGCUCCGUGUGCCGGCUCCACUGACUGGAGAGGCCAUGCCAGUUGUAGAGAGAUAACUGGUGUUCCUGUGAGCACGCCCGGUAGCUCAACUGGACCACACUGUUCCUAUCACCUGCAGACUGCAGGUGCACAGGUGUCGCUGGUGGGCAAGGCUGGGUCUCCUGCAGAAAGAACCACACGGCCAACCUCAGAAGGACGACCCGGAAGUAGAAGCUCGUCUCAAUGGACCACAUUUGCCUUUUACGUGGUAGUGAUGGCGAUCUGUUGUAUUGCAUGGCUAUUAAGUGUUCUGUGUAAUCAGGCUGAGUCUUUACUAAACGUUGUUGAUAAAAAGUUGCCUUUAGUUGAUUAA
Candidula unifasciata is the source of this 1890-nucleotide messenger RNA. The record is from the annotation of a GenBank genome assembly. NCBI's taxonomy places the organism in Eukaryota, Metazoa, Mollusca, Gastropoda, Stylommatophora, Geomitridae.